This is a messenger RNA of Pecten maximus, 11428 nucleotides long. RefSeq names its product ras-responsive element-binding protein 1-like. The coding region runs from base 541 to 4656 and encodes 1371 amino acids. The transcript is spliced from 7 exons. Lineage: Eukaryota; Metazoa; Mollusca; Bivalvia; Pectinida; Pectinidae. Gene Ontology annotation, cellular component: nucleus. The record is from RefSeq and is a predicted model, not a curated record.
AGAAGGUGAAUGAGUGACCAGGCCGGAUUCCCAUGGCUUGGCCAGGUAAUGGGGGUUCAGGUAAUUGACAGGCAUACCUGGUGACACGCACACUCACACGGCAGAUCAGCUAGUACAGGUAGUCCUGGCUCUAUUGACCGUGUGCAUGAUGCGUGUCUUUGCAUGCUAGCGCUCCAUAGUCGUGCCUGCGGGGCCGAGAAUUUGACAGGGAAUGCAAGUCACAUGACCCCCUAGAUAGUCUCAAGUUGGUUUAGCCACGAGGUAUACGUGUUGGUAUAUAUUGUAUGUACCAGGUAUGCAUUCUCAGCCUUGGGUCGACCAGGUAUGUGUGUUUAUACCUGGCCAUGUGAAUGUGGAGACGCACAGCGUGACCCGAGGCUAAUGUAAACGUUUUACACGCACAAUGUUAGACUGGACUGGUCAAUAGCUGGUCAGUGGUCUCAGUGGUCAGACAUUCAGAAAGAACCUGUUCUCAUGCUGGGUUAUAUAUAGAAUUAUACGUGACACGUGAGGGAUUUACGUACCAGGCCACAAGUAAACAUGUCCAUUUCACCUACAUCAGACAAUGUGAGAAAAAACAGCACAUCUCACUCCUCAAGUUCAGGUGAAGAAGAAGAUGAAAGCCCCACAAAAUCUACAAGAAAGUCUUCUGUUCACAAAAAGGCAAUUUCGGAUGACAAUGGUAACAUUGUGACACCAAUACGUACAACCAGAGUAACUCGUAGUAAAGGAGCACCUCCAUCGGGGAAGACCCCUGGUCACAUUACCCCAAAGAAGAGCGAGAGAGAGAAACAAAAGAAAGAGAAGGAAGUACAUGUGGAGGAUGAGAUCAGUGAGGGGAGUGAGGACGAAGAGGAGGAAGAUACAAAAAUAGAGAAAGGCUGUGAUAAGUCAGAUGAAAAUGUAGAUGAGUCGCUGGAUAUAAAAGUAGAUAGUACUGAAAACAUUCCUAAAGAAGAUGAAUCCUCUGACAAGGAAAAAGUAGGAGAUUCCGAUGAUAACCACAUUACUGCAACAACAGAUGCUGCAUCUGACAAUGAACCUGAAGAGUUGAUUAUCAACGAGACUUCGAAUAAAGAAGCAGGAGAGUUAAAGGAAGUUCCGUCAGAUAAAGAAACUGACAGUGUGGAUGAUAAAGGUGACGUUAGUGAUCAGUUGGCUGUUGAGGAUAAAGACGAAAAAAAUAAGGAGGAAGAAAUGGAGGAAAAGGAAAAUUCCGGUGACAAUGACAUUCAAAGUGAUUCCAAUUUAGAACUAGAUAAUGUCGAGAUAGAGGAUAAACAUUCAGAAAACAAUGAAAGUGAAAAAGAUGACGAUGAAAUGAUGGAGUUAGAUGAGGAGGAGGAGGAGGAGGAGGAUGAAGGCCAGCUCUGUAUCGAUGAGUUAAGCGAUGAAGGAGAAACCAAAAAGGAAGUGAACAACAGGGAAGAGAGCAUGUUAAGUAAAGGAUUCAACAGCUCUCUGAAGGACAGGACAUGUGAGUUCUGUGCUGUAGUAAAGAAAAGCCCAGCAGACCUCCAGCGACAUAUCCGUAAACACACUGGGGAACGUCCAUUCAAAUGCAAGAUGUGCAGUCGUAUGUUCAAAGCCAAACGAAGUCUUCAGUAUCAUCAGUUCAUGCACCAUGGCAUUAAAAGUGAAAACAGUAACAUAUCCCAAAAGUACUCUCUCAUGCGGAAGCGAAAGUUAGAGAUGGAUCAACUGCGAGCUGAGCUUAUCUCUCCAGACGGAACUAAGCGCUUCAAAGGGGACGACUCACCAGAUGUAACAAUGAUGGACGGUAUGAUUCGGCAGGAUGGGAAGGAUUCAAGCACGAGUCCAGAGAGUGGAGCCGAUAUGGAGUGUCAGAGUGACCGUACUUGCUACAUUUGUGGCAAACUCUGCCUCAAACCAAGCGACCUCAAACGACACAUGAUGUGCCACACUGGGGAACGUCCCUUCAAGUGUGAUAUAUGUGGAAAACCAUUUCGUGCCAAGAACAGCAUGUUGUACCACAAGAAGUCAGCACACGGAUUUGACAUCGAGCUGAGUCCGGGGCUGGAGGAACGCUUUCUCCGACUGAAAAAACAAAGCAAUCUACACUCCCUAGCAACCAAAAUGGCUCACCAAAACGUAGAGAACACUCCAAAACCUAUAAUUUCCAAUGGCUCCGAGGUGGACAUGGAAGAUGGUGACUCUGACGAAACGUCAUCCAUACCAAACUUAGACAGUUAUACAGUGGAAAAGGGAAAUAAAGUCUUUUACAGUUGUGGCUACACCAGCUCGUUUCAGGAUGGUGAAGUAGAGUUAGAUGAAUCAACAGGGUUGUUCAAACAUAAGGCACCAAACGAAAAUCAGGGGAUGUUGGCUAAUACUGACCUGUCGGCCAACUCAAAAAACUUGUUGGAAAAUUCUGACAGUAUGGACCCACCAGACAUCACAGAAAUGAUCAAAGAUGGAUCCAGUAUGGUCGGGGCAGAGAUCAUUCAUGGGUCUCAUUUUACUAAAAAUAGAAUCAGCAUCAGGAACGAGACGGUACUCAUCACUCGAUUGGAUGGUGUUAAUCUUUCCAACGGUAAAGACAUGUGCCUGUACAAGUGUUACUUGUGUGGAAAGGUGUUUAAUUACUUAAGUAAGGUGCAGUGCCACUUGUCAAUGCAUUUUGAAAAAGAUAUUGUGAUUUUUCAGUGCCAGUUAUGUAAAGCCUCAUUCUGGUUUAAGAACCAAGUGAUGCAACAUAUAAGGAAAAGACAUCCGUCGGAGGUAGACAAUGCAAGUAAAAGACAACAGAACGAGUGUAAAAAUAACGACGCCGACAACGACACGUCGAACUCUGACAUGGAUUCAGGAAUUCAGGUGAAAUCAGAAGGUAACGAUGAGAACAGUGAUGAGAGAGAAGGUAGUUCAUCUCCAGUUGAGGGCAAGUCUGACAAGGAUGAUAUAUUUAAGAAAGAUAGCGAGGAUCGUGAAAAUGAGAUGUUGUGCCGGUUCUGGCGUGGAUUGAAAUAUCGAAAGAACAGCAAUGGUUCGUAUGUUUGCCUAGUGUGUCGCAAGUCAUUCCAUAGGGAGAUUUCCCUGCUCAAACAUAUCAAGAUACAUAGUGGACACAAACAGUGCUAUUGUCAGGAGUGUGGCAAGGGUUUCUCAGAGUUCACGGCUCUGCGUCAACAUCUAGCUCUGUUCCACGGGCUCCGAGACAGCCACCAGACACUUAAACCCCAUAUCAAAGCUUCUACCAAGCACUCACUUUUAUCAAACCUCCUAAGUAAGAAGGCGGGUCCAAAAUCUGACACAGAGGUUGAUGACACUACACGCCAGUCACAAGAGGAACGUGCACGAGAGUUACUCAUCAAGGAAGGUAUACAAGAGGAUGUCACUGUGGUGAUGCCUUGUGGCCCUGACGAUGACACAGAGGUUGAUGGCGGUCCACGUUUGUUGGAUGUGUGGUCAGAACGGGAUUCCGAGGAGAGCAGCGAGGCAAACAGCCAAGAUGGGAUAAUUACUCCUGUGUUACCGAGGCGCUCAGUAGGAAAGGAAAUGAAUAAGUCCAAACGCAAGUCAUCUCAACCUGUCAAGCUCCAUAAUGCCUCCAUCCCACCUCCAGCUCCAUUGCAGGUGUCAAUUCCGGCCCCUGCAACAUCUGCUGCCCGUGUUCCGAUCCAAAUCCCUACCCGACUCCUCAUCAACGGUGAGGCGGCCCGAGCUGCUGUAGCGAACUUACCUGGAAGAAUAGAACUCCCUGGUGGUGUACAGAUCAAACAGGAACCACUUUCCCCUACAGCUGAUGUGCCUUCCACAUCUACUUCAGCAACAUCUAACCUCGUCAACGCAAAUCCCCAAGUGGCUCAGUUUGUGAUGAACCCCGGCCAGAUGAUUCUGACUAGCGGUAGUGGAUCUACUUCAGGUCAGCCACAGCCCAUGAUGCUUCUUUCCAACUCAGCCUUCCCUUCCCCCAUUCCUGGCAACAUCAUCGGUAUGGUGCAGGUCGCAAACUCAGCCAAUCAAAUUUCAGGCAAGGACUCAGCACCCUCAGAUAGCUCCACCCCUCUGUCUUCAGAUCCCUCCCCUGCCAACACAGAGGGCAGUGACCGGGACACAUUGGUCGGAUUCCCUCGUGUCCAGUGGUCGCCAAACGAAACACCACCUACCUCGUGUUCCGGCUUCACAUGGAGCCAGAUCUCUGCUGACGGGCGCAAAGUUACCUCCCUUUCUCGCACACACUCAAGACUACCCAUUGUGAAUGCUCCGGUCAACAGGGACAAAGUAUGUAAGCCAAUGACCUUGACCGAUGGUCGCCAGGUGUACAGAUGUCCGUUCUGUAGUAAAGACUUCCUCUCAUACUCUGACAUCAACAGACAUAUGGACUUCCAUGAAGAUAUCCGACCAUACAAAUGCAAAUACUGUGACUAUUUUGCUCGCACUAAUAGCCAACUCAAGGUCCACAUGAUGAGGCAUCAAGGUAUACGGGAGUUCUGUUGCAAGGUGUGUAAUUAUAAGGGAGUAACACAGUCGGAUCUGAACCGCCACAUGAAGUCCCAAAUUCACAUCCUCAAGUCUCGCAACGAGUGUAACCACUGCGGCGAGGGUUUUGUCACACAGAAGAAUCUAGAGAAACACCUUGACGGCAAUUGUAUUGUCAAAGUUACAAAGUUUGAGGAUACUUCCGAUUUCAGUUGAUUCAUUUCACCAAAUUUAGAGACUAGAAGAAUUUGCUAUAUAUAUAUGAUCUUUGAGUUAACACAUGCCAAUUAUACCUCUAAAGUACACUAACAAUCAGAGAUGAUACAUCUAGGUGAAAAUCCAAUUGAGAAAUCAACGUCAGGACAUGUACCAAUUUAUGUUACACGACACAUAACUUGGUUAUUUCAAAGUUGAUAUGUUGUGUUGAAAACGGAAAGGAUACCUCAGAAAGAUGAGAUUUACAGCACAAACAAAAAUCAUGAAUAAUGGAAAUACAAAGAAAAGUGUGUCUUUUGUCAAAAAUUCAACAUAUAAAGGGAGGUAAUUACGAUGUGCUGAAUUUGAAGAAGUUUUAACUUGUUACUUUUACCACUAGCGGACGUGUUUUGAGAUAUAUGGGAGUGUGUGCUAUGGCCAAGAGGAUGUUUAUCGUACGCAGCAUCGCUGGGAUCUUUUUAAUUGACAUGGAGGCAUUGAUGUACAUUGGGAUUAACUAUGUGAAAAGCAUGCUCAACUUAAUUUUGUGAAUUUGCUAUUGUUUUGUUAACAUAUUGUUUUUUAUAUUAUUAUGUGGACCAUUUAUUCUUUUAAAUACUAUACAGAUAUUUUGUAAAUACAGACUUAUUGCAUCACGAAAAAAAUCUUGAUAUAUAUAUAUAUGUACAUAAAAAACAAUUGCAUCCGAUUAUAAAGUGCAGAAAUCAAUUAUAUAAACUGUACUACGAUUGAGCACCUGACAUAUCUCUUUAGCCAAUGAAAUCACUUCUUAGUAAACAUACAGUUAUCACUAGGGGCCUUUCAGUAUCUAUAACAACUGGUUCAUGUAGCUUUAGGUAUAGCAUAUACCAUUAAUUUCAGAUAUUUGAACCUUUGAAAUCUUAGGGAGGCCUUGCUAGAAAUUAAGGUUUUCCCAUACUCAUAAAAGUAGAAAAUUGGUCUAACCAGUUAGAACAUGAUCUCAAACACAAAAUCACCCAUCCCCACCUGCCUAAACCCCCAAACAAAGGCCAAUAACUCUUGUCCUAUUUAAAUGAACAAAAAUAGAAAAUCACUGACAUAAAAUACAGAAGAUAACUUUUAUUAUAAACAUCUUAUGUUGACUGUGUGACCACAAGAUAAUGGAAAUCUUCAAUUUAUCCAUUUGGGACCAAUGUUGAAUUAUUUUUUUUUGUUAGAUUAUUUCCAAAACAGUAAGUAGACCAAGAUUAUUUCUUGCAUUGAAAUGUGUGUUUAAGUUGUGAUUAAUGCUUCUCUACCGUAUAAUGAAUGGUUUAAAAUUGGAUCGUUUUAUAUAUGUAUACAGUGUUACAAAGGACCAGAUUUUGUUUUCAUAUCGUUGAUUUUUUUUUCUUUUUUUUUCUGUGAACUUUGUUGAAUUAUCUCUCUUUUUUGGAAUUUCAACAAUAAAAGACCAAUAUUUUUGCAUUUAAGUACAUGUUGAUUGAUUAAAUUGUGAUGAAUAUUUCUCUAUAUUAUAAACUGGGGCCAUUUUAAUGUUUCCAUACAAUGGUAUGGGGGACCAAACUUUGUUACAUAUUUGUUAUGUAUUAUUUUGUUAUUAGCAGUAGUUCUAAAAAAUGGAGUUUUGUAAUAUGGCAGUAAUCACUGCCUCAGUAUAGAAUCUGUUGUUUGUUUUAAUGAUUAAAACAUCUUAAACGACUGUUGAUGAGGGUAAAUAUGACCUUGGUGUGUCAUAAAGCUAAAAUUAUUAAUCUUGUUUGAUUUGAUCAUUCCAAUUGUUGAAAUAUCUAUUGACAUUAUACUUAUGGAAAAGCAGUCCAGUUAUUUUUGUCACAAUAAAUUCCAAAUUGAAUGUUAUAUUUUGUAUGUGUCUGCAUUUAUAUCUCUUUCUAGCAGUUUCUUUGUAGAUUUAGAUACACAUGUAGUCAUGACUUAAUCUUCAACAUUUUGGUGAACUUCUAGAAUUUCCUUUUUUUAAAAGUGUUCACUGUCUGUAUAAUACUAGAUUAUCUCAGAUACUUUCUGUUAUCAUUGCACUAGAAAUUUUGCAUUAAGAUUUUUAUAGUUACUUAAUGAACCAUUUGCAGGAUUUGAAAUUGGAAGACCUUUUGAAACAAAAAUAAUGCCUAAAUUUAUCUGGAUUGUUCACAGGGGAUGGGUGGGAAGUUUUGGUGAAUUAUGAAUUGACAGGCCAGUUAGUUGCAGACAUCUUGAUUUAAGAUAAUUAAAUGUCGUUUUCCGUUACAUUUGACUCCUUUAAGAUGACCCAGCAUGCCACUCUGGCACACUCUCUGGACCAAUGAUUCUGGGUCCUUCAACACGUGAUAUUAUGAAUUAUAUGAAUUGUUUUAUUAUUCACAGAGUUUAUGUAGCAUACUUGUGUUGUCUGUUAUUUGUUGGGCUGUAUGGCGAUUCCCGUGAAAACAUACCGUUUCACAAUUGUGUUUUGUUUAAUUACUGUCAACAUGAUAUCUAUAUACAUACGUUGAUUAGUGUUUUAGUGUAGCUCUCAAUUAAUUCUUAUAUAUACCUUUAUGGACCAUGUUGUACAAAGUUGUUUUGUUAUUUUAAACUUGAAUUUAUUUUGUAAUUAGAAUUCAAUCAUUUCAGAUGAAAUUGCCAGGUAAUGAAAUGAAUUCUGUAUAUUUCUGUAUAUAAAUGGUUUCGUAGUUAACAAUAGUUGUGAUAAAUGAUCCAAGUAUUUUUAUCUGACAAUGGAUAUGUACAGUCUAUAUUUUAAACUGAAAAUAUUGCAAGGAAAUGGGUUGUCUCCCCUGACUGAAUUCCCCAUGAAAUGAUUUUGGGAAUUUCUUUAAGGUUGAUAUCAGAUACUGUCAAAAAAUGAUUGAACAAAGCAAUUUUUUUCUUCUUUCUAUGAUGUUAUCAUCGCUUUUGUGGAACUUUCCAAUAUAUUGCCUAUAUUCAAUCUAAAUUUGCUCAUGCAUAAAAUUUGAAUCUUUAGCCAUUUUUACCAAAACUACUGUUAGUAAGGGAUUCAUUCCAUUUUGGAAUUGUAUAGUGUGUAACGUUCCAAAUUAUAAAGAAAACCUCUCCUAAACACUUGAGAGGCUGGUAGUUAGUUUUGACUUCUGACCUGUUAUCAACCUAAAGCACCAUCAGAUUGAUUCAAUGGCAGUUGAACUACCCCAGCAAUGACUAGACUUGUGAUUUGUAAUAAAAGUCCUUGUUUUGAUUAUUUAAUCUGAUAGAAAUUAAGCAGACAAUGCUAAGAUUAAUUAAGUUCAAAACCUGAAGGAAAGCAGUAUAAACGUAUAAAUAUGCUUUUAUGUCAAUAAUUUGAUUUUAAAUAACAAGCGAUGCAUGUAUUGCAGGACAUUGUGCCAGUUUCUCCUUUAAUUGAACAAAAUUCUUAGUUUUUAUGAUAAAGAUUUCUCAUAUUCUACCCAUUUCUCAGUUAAGUGUUUAGACUGUUGUGGGUUAAAAACUGUUUAUCAAAUUCUGUUAUUAUCAAUCAUGUUGUGCAAGUUAUGUUUAUAUAGUCUAUAAUUGUAAAUAGAUCAUUUCUGCAGUAAUGGAUAGGCUUUGGUUAAAAAACAGGUACUUUAGGUAAACAGUUUGGAUUUAAAUAGAACUAGACCAUGCUAUACCUCCACUGUUUUUGCCCAGCAAAUUUUGGCAUUAUAAAAAUCUAACAGAUGCAUGUUGAAGAGGGACAUGUGAAGAAGGAACCCAAAGAUGCCGUAAAUUUUUGAUAAAGAGGUAUCAUAUUUUCUAUGCUCUUAUCAAGAACUGAUAAUGUUGCAAAAUCUUAUUUAAUGCUCUGAAUAAUUCUGUUUACCCGGUAAGUGAAAUUUUUGCGAAAAGGUACAUUUUACUUUAGGUAUUCUUUCGGUAAAGCUGAAAAGUCGAACCAUCUAAAACGUUCUCAGGGCGUUUCAUUAAUGAUUACUGUAAAAACAAAGAAAGUUAAUUGUAUUUAAGCAAUGGAAAAUAUGUUUUAUUACGUGUUGGCCAGGUAACUGAGAAUUGGUUGAUGCUACAUAAGUAUAAAUUAGUAUGAUAGGAACUUAGGUGGGCAAUUCUAUUAUUCAGCCAUCUUGUAGGAUGUUUUAUUGUUGAAUUUUAUUUUGUUCUAUUAAGGAUUUUAUCUAGAGGAUUGUAUAGAAUCUACCUAUAUCAGUUCUAGUACAGUAUAGUGUUUUGUUGUUAAAGUCUUCAAAGUUCUGUGGAUGUUAUAAUUAACAGGGAUGAUUUUAUCAUGGAUUCAGUCUCUGUGGUAAAUCCACUUUUCCACUUCUGUUCUGAUACCUCCGUAACAAUCAUCCUUGGAAAGUGAGUGGUAUAUAUUAAGCAAAUAUGGAUGAACUGAAUGCCUAAUUUAUAUUUUGCAUUCUCUUAGACUAGUAGAUUGAUAAACACCCUUUUUGUUACAUAAUUAAAACAACAAUGAUUCGUAAGUAGUAUGAUUUCGUCUUGACGGGACAGCUCAUUUGGUUUGAGCUUUUAUCGUAGAUUUUUGGGUUCCUGGGUUCAAAUCUUCAUCCGUCUGUAUUGUAUUGUACUUCUCCUGUUUCAGUUAUUUUUCUGGAACUAAACACAUCAAUCUAAGACAGUAAUAAGUUACACAUCAGGCUAUAUAUAUAUAAGUCAUGGUAUUUGCCAUGUUUACUUAUUUGAUAUGCGACUUGUCAAUGCGUUUUAUGCCUUUGCGAUCUGCAGGUGGCCUGGAUUUACACCUCUGGUGUUUGUAGACUAGAAACUGAACUCAAGCCAGAGAAAUGAAACUGCUGAAUGAUAAAUUAUAAUUGUUAUACAAAACAGUGUUUUAGGUACAAAUGUAUUUCAAAUGCCUGUCACAGUUGAGUUUAUCAUUCUAUUUUUAAGAUUGAUAAAUUUCCUAAGCCAGAUAAUCAUUGAUUUUAAACUCUUUGAAAGGAGCAGGAAGAUUGAUGUCUGUUUUGUAAAAGGAUCAGUUUUAUUUUAAGUGGGAGCAUUUUGUGUGAUGCUGAAAGUAGAAAAGUUAACAUUUCCAAAUUGAUAUUUUGUUAUUAUUAAGAUAUUAUAGAAUAGCACAAUACCAAUGUUUAUUUUUAUUAUAAUGUAUCAUAUCAAAAUCAUCAACAUCUGCAAUGGAAUUUCAUUUUCUUUUAACAUUAUCACUGUUCAUCAACAUGAAUUAGCCUUUAAUAACCAACACUUACUAAUGACGGCAUUACAGACACUUAUUUUAAAGAUUAGUGGAAGUGUGAAUUAUAUUAUUCGAGACAUCACAGUUUUCUCGUUAGCCAGGGGUAUAUUAUGAAGCUUUUAUACCAGAUCCGUUAGCCUGGGGUAUAUUAUGAAGCUUUUAUACCAGAUUCCGUAAUUGUUAAGUUUGUUGCUGUACAUCUACCUGUGUGAUUGUAUAUAUUUGGUAUGAGUCAUGUGACCAUCGUUCAAGGUCUCGUUUAGUGACGGUGGCACCAACAAACUGUUAUAUAUAUAUAUAGUAUUACAUAUAUAAAGGUCCAUUGUAUGUAGAACUAACAGCGUGUACUGUAGUGGUGAACUAGUAUAUAUACGCCAUUCUCAUUCUUAACACCAUAGUCUCCAUUUCACCUGAGAGGGUUCAUCACGAUAAAAACUAAUCAUUACAAAAGCGUAAUUUGAGCAAAAAUCUAGAUUAGAGAAGUGUGAAUUAAUGGAAUCUAAAGUUGUUAAAUUUGUUAACAAUGGUGUGAAGAUGUUUUAUUACUCAAAGAAAACAUUCCGAAGGACAGUGAUCUGAUUGUACAGUAACAUUAUAUAUAUAUAUAUGCCUUUAUUUUGUGAUAAAAGUGCACAUUUUAUUCACUGAUCUUUCAAGUACAAUCCCUCCCCUCAGUUUUGUUUCAAUUUCCAAAAAUCAAAUGAAAAGUUGCUAAUUAACAUGUAUAUUGGGUUCCCCUUCCUAUUAACUGUAACUGUAAUGCAUGCUGUACUAUAAUCAAUUUUAUUUCUAUUUCUUCAAAAUGAAAUGUUUCCAGGUUAAUUUCUAUAUCUUUUCUUGCAUGAUUAUCCAUCCAUAUUUUAAGCAUCAUUUUUUACACAAGUUAUCAUUUUUAUCAGCAUGUGUACAAAAAUUAUUGUUUUAUUGGUUGUCGCACUUCAGGCAGGGUUUUACAUAUAUCAGUUCCUCAUUAAUAAUCCAUUUUAUCAGGAAUUCCUCGGAUAUCCAAUGAUAGCUGUUCUCUAUAUAGCUAGCUCGCCCACAAAAGUUUAGGCAGAUUAAUGGCCCUAUAUCUUACACAUGUACCACCUUCAAAUGUGAAGUUGUAGUACUUUUCAUUCAAGUUUUUCUCAGGACUUUGCAGAAGUCCAAAUUUUGGUAAUUCUGAUAAUUUAGAAGGCCUGGAUACAUAUUGCUGAAAGUCCCAAAUAUUGGCAACCCCAGAAAUUUAGAUAUGGGAUUAUGCAUGCAAUGGUGUACUCCUUGCAACAAGCUCUGUUGGCCAACACAUAAUUUCUGACUAUUAGAAUGUGCUUAUUACAGGACAGUGGAAUUACAUUCCACCUUACUGAUGAAGUGAUAGGUAUGGAUGGGCUUAUUACCAGAAAUAGACUCCCAUUGGAUACUUAUGAUAGUAGCUGCCUUUAAUAGAUGUGGGCAUGAUGUCUAUAUAGGGAACAGUCAUACUGUCACACUAAAGGGUGAUGUAACACAGAAAGAGUGAAGUCCGCCCUUUCUGAACUAAUAAAUACCUCUCCCAAUUCAUUUUCAAACAAUUUGAAAAACAGAGAUUUUUCUACCUCUCAAUAUCAAUGAAUUAUGUCAAGCCAAAUCAUGCUUAUACACUAAUUUCAAUAAAUGUUUUAACCAAUAGAACUA